AUGCUGGCUGUCAAAGGCGGUGGCGGCGGCAAUCGCAACGCGAAGGGCAUGCCUAUCGGACCGGACGGCCAACGACCGUGGUCGCACGGCUUGUGUACCUGUACGGAGGAUUGUGGUUUGUUCUGUCGCGCCUGCUGCGACCCCUGCGUCAUCUACGGGCGCAACAAGCAGCGCUACGAGUACCUGCAUCUGUACGGUAUUCCUGAUACACAAAACGGCAAGGGCGAGACGGGCGACGACGCUUGCCAGAGGCACGCGUGGAUCACUUGCUUCUUUGGCUCGGGGUGGGUUUUCCAGAUCCCCCUACGCGCAAAGCUGCGCAAACGAUACGGCAUCCGUGGGAGCUGCAUGGGCGACUGCUGCAGUUCGUCUUUCUGCCAGCCGUGCGCGCUUGCGCAGGAGAGUCGGGAACUCGCGCUAGAAGAAGAGAGUCUGCGGGCGAGGGGUGUCGUCUGA
Messenger RNA from Schizophyllum commune H4-8, 456 nucleotides. RefSeq names its product PLAC8-domain-containing protein. The transcript is spliced from 3 exons. The record is from RefSeq and is a predicted model, not a curated record. The coding region runs from base 1 to 456 and encodes 151 amino acids. NCBI's taxonomy places the organism in Eukaryota, Fungi, Basidiomycota, Agaricomycetes, Agaricales, Schizophyllaceae.